Messenger RNA from Oncorhynchus masou masou (cherry salmon), 4873 nucleotides. RefSeq names its product atrial natriuretic peptide receptor 2-like. The coding region runs from base 448 to 2922 and encodes 824 amino acids. Lineage: Eukaryota; Metazoa; Chordata; Actinopteri; Salmoniformes; Salmonidae. The transcript is spliced from 24 exons. Gene Ontology annotation, biological process: intracellular signal transduction; receptor guanylyl cyclase signaling pathway; protein phosphorylation. Gene Ontology annotation, molecular function: guanylate cyclase activity; adenylate cyclase activity; protein kinase activity. The record is from RefSeq and is a predicted model, not a curated record. Gene Ontology annotation, cellular component: plasma membrane.
AGAGUGUACAUUGUAUGUGCAUGUAACCAAGCUGUUGUGAUGGUGCCUGUGACUAGGUGGCAGUGCCACCAUAUCUAUGACCAGAGGAGUGUUGGAGGUACGUUUGGUGUGAUUGAAUUUAUCUCAAUGUAGCUGUUCCAUAGUCUGAGCAUUAGUGCAUACAGACGUCCACAACAUGGCGAAUGUCAUUUGGAUUUUGUUCACAGAAAUAAUAUGCUCAUUAUUGUUGAGGGAACACCCUUGCUUUUGUUGUCGUGUCAGAAACACUUGUGGCUGCAGACAUGACCUGCGUCAUUUCACCGGGCAAAUGUAGAUUGCACUCUGGCUAGAAGUGUCUGUCUGGAAACAGGGCUGCUCAGCAUAUGUCUGAGUCUGGUUAAGAUUUGUAAGAUUACCAAACAGGCUAGUGUUGAGUCUGAGCGCACAUGUGAGGUCACAUUAAAUCCGAUGGUUGUCGAUUGCUGGCAUGAUCUGGAUAACACCGAGUAUGACUGUUGGCCAUUAGAUAGCCCUAAUGAUUACAACAUGAUCAACUGUGGAGGGCUGGAGAUGUCGUGGGUGCUGCGGCCACCGGAGAAAGUGACGGACGGGGAGGAGUUCAAUGUCACCUACACCAUCACGGCAUCAGACGACUUCUACGAGUAUGCAGUCAAAAACAAAAUAUUCCAGUUCAGCAACGCCUCCGAAGCCAAAAGGUUUUGUGAGAAGCACGACUGUCCCGCAAAUUGGAACAGCGCCAACGAGAUCAACUGUUGCAUUUACCAUGCAAACAUUCACUCCUGCCCUCUGGCUCUCAUGAGGCACGGCGGUAUUUGUGGCCCGUGGAUCCCUGAUGACGGGAAGAUUGUGACACACACCGUGUCCAAAGCAGGAAAGAUGAGCAAGAAGUUCUGGACAUCAAAGGUGGUUCUCAUUCAUGUAGGAGUGACCUCAGUCAUUGCACAUAUCAAAAUUGGACAUAUGCAUGCAGCUCUGGAGUCCAAGGUGCUGGUUGUCAGUGCUCAAGUGUGUGGGGAUGACGUCUGCGAGCUGGAGGAGAGCUGUCUCACGUGCCCGGCGGACUGUGGUGCCUGCCCCAUGUCCAUCACCAUCAAGGUGGCCAUCGGACUGCCCGUCACACUCUUCUUCGGUGGCUUCAUCUUAACCAUGGUGUGGUUCCAGUACCAGAAACAGAAGAUGUUUUGGGACGAAAGCUGGAUUAUCAACUAUAAAAAUAUAAUGUUUGGUAAAGUGUGUUACAUGGGCUUCUGCAGUACGACCAGUCUCCAGCCAGUGAAGAGUAACUCCAGUGUGAGCCGAACUACAGACGUGACAGUCUGCACUGUGGUCAACACCACCUACAAGCAGAGCUUCAUCCAGCCUGCCAUUUAUGAUGGAAGGACUGUAGCAGUGAAACACAUCCAGAAUAAACACUUCACCCUCUCCAAAACUAUCAGGAGGGAGGUGAAAGAAGUGAGGGAACUGGAUCACCCAAAUCUCUCCAAGUUUAUUGGUGGUUCCAUUGAGGUCCCCUACGUCAGUAUCAUCACUGAGUACUGCCCCAAAGGAAGCCUAGCUGAUGUCCUCCUGAAUGAGGAUGUGCCAAUCAACUGGGGGUUCAGGUUGUCCUUUGCUACUGAUAUAGCCCGUGGAAUGGCUUAUCUCCACCAACACAAGAUGUUUCAUGGCAGACUUCACUCAAGGAAUUGCGUCAUUGACGACCGCUGGGUUUGCAAAAUCUCAGACUAUGGCCUGACAGCCUACAGAAAGGAUGACUUUGAGGUAGUCAGUAAUGGGUUCCACUGUGAGGAUACCUACCGUAUAUACUAUGCCCCUGAGGUCCUCCUAGGAAGCAGCUCUAAUGUCACUCCGGCUGCUGACAUUUACAGCUACUCUAUCAUCUUAGUUGAGAUUGCCACUCGCUCUGACCUCCUUUCAGACCAAACAGAGGGCGUGAAGUUGGAUAUCACGUGGCGCCCUUCCCUGCCUGAACUGAAAGCUGGGAAAGCGGAUACUGAUUGUCCUGACCGGGGAGAUUACUGUGAGCUGAUCAAGAAGUGCUGGUCUCAAAAUGUCACAUUGAGACCGACUUUUGAGCAGGUGAAGAAGAUGCUGGAUAAAAUGAACCCACACAAAGUCAGCCCUGUGGACAUGAUGAUGAAUCUGAUGGAAAAGUACAGUAAGCAUUUAGAGGCCAUUGUAGCGGAGAGAACACAGGAUCUUCUCCAAGAGAAACAAAAGACAGACUGUUUGCUAUACAGUAUGUUACCAAAGCCGGUGGCCGAUGACCUUCGUCAGGGUCGCACAGCAGAGGCUCAGAGCUACUCCAAUGCUACAGUCUACUUCAGUGACAUUGUGGGUUUCACAGAGCUCUCUGGCUCAAGCACUCCUCACCAGGUGGUGGACUUUCUAAAUCAGCUCUACACCACGUUUGAUGACAUCAUUGAUAAUUAUGAUGUCUACAAGGUGGAGACUAUAGGAGACGCUUACAUGGUGGUCUCUGGUGUUCCCAAUGAGAAUGGCAUAAACCAUGCGGGGGAGAUCGCCAGCAUGGCUCUGGGUCUGGUCAAUGUUUGCCAUGCCUUUAAAAUCCCACACAAGCCCACCACGCAGUUGAGGAUACGAGCUGGCAUACACUCAGGACCCGUAGUUGCUGGUGUCGUGGGAACCAAAAUGCCACGGUAUUGCUUAUUCGGUGAUACAGUGAACACAGCAUCGCGGAUGGAAUCAACAAGCGAAGCUCUGAAGAUCCAGGUCAGUGGAGCCACUGCUGACCUGCUAAACACACUGGGAGGUUACACUCUGAUCUGCCGAGGAUCACUAAACGUCAAGGGAAAAGGUGAAAUGACGACUUGGUGGCUGGAAGCAAAGAAAGAAGAAUCCUCUGACCCACUCCUCAGAUCCACCGAGUUCAGAGGAGUCCCUGUGCCAGUUAGCAACUAGCCAACUACUAGCCUUCAUAGUCUCUGUCUGCAUAAUAUAUGGACCACAGUUUGUGUUUAACAGCUGUAUUGUGCAAUUGAUAUCAAAUAUAUUUCUAUACUGCCCGAGAGUCUUGGAGCUGUAUGGUGAGUUUGUACAGUGAUUUUAUGUUCUGGCAGUUAUUGUAUUUAUUCAUAUCCAUAUGGGGGAUAUAUACUUGAUAUGUGCACUCAUAUUAUACACUGCUCAAAAAAAUAAAGGGAACACUAAAAUAACACAUCCUAGAUCUGAAUGAAUGAAAUAUUCUUAUUAAUUAUUUUUUUUACAUAGUUGAAUGUGCUGACAACAAAAUCACACAAAUUAUCAAUGGAAAUCAAAUUGAUCAACCCAUGGAGGUCUGGAUUUGGAGUCAUUACUCAAAAUUAAAGUGUAAAACCACACUACAGGCUGAUCCAACUUUGAUGUAAUGUCCUUAAAACAAGUCAAAAUAAGGCUCAGUAGUGUGUGUGGCCUCCAAGUGCCUGUAUGACCUCCCUACAAUGCCUGGGCAUGCUCCUGAUGAGGUGGCGGAUGGUCUCCUGAGGGAUCUCCUCCCAGACCUGGACUAAAGCAUCCACCAAACUCCUGGACAGUCUGUGAUGCAACGUGGCGUUGCUGGAUGGAGCCAGACAUGGUGUCCCAGAUGUGCUCAAUUGGAUUCAGGUCUGGGGAACGGGCGGGCCAGUCCAUAGCAUCAAUGCCUUCCUCUUGCAGGAACUGCUGACACACUCCAGCCACAUGAGGUCUAGCAUUGUCUUGCAUUAGGAGGAACUCAGGGCCAACCGCACCAGCAUAUGGUCUCACAGGGGGUCUGAGGAUCUCAUCUCGGUACCUAAUGGCAGUCAGGCUACCUCUGGCGAGGACAUGGAGGGCUGUGCGGCCCCCCAAAGAAAUGCCACCACACACCAUGACUGACCCACCGCCAAACCGGUCAUGCUGGAGGAUGUUGCAGGCAGCAGAAUGUUCUCCACAGCGUUUCCAGACUGUCACGUCUGUCACAUGCGCUCAGUGUGAACCUGCUUUCAUCUGUGAAGAGCACAAGGCGCCAGUGGCGAAUUUGCCAAUCUUGGUGUUCUCUGGCAAAUGUCAAACGUCCUGCACGGUGUUGGGCUGUAAGCACAACCCCCACCUGUGGACGUCGGGCCCUCAUGGAGUCUGUUUCUGACCGUUUGAGCAGACACAUGCACAUUUGUGGCCUGCUGGAGGUCAUUUUGCAGGGCUCUGGCAGUGCUCCUCCUGCUCCUACUUGCACAAAAACAUCAGCCAGGAAGCAUAGGAACUGAGAAGUGGUCUGUGGUCCCCACCUGCAGAACCAUUCCUUUAUUGGGGGUGUCUUGCUAAAUGCCUAUAAUGUCCACCUGUUGUCUAUUCCAUUUGCACAACAGCAUGUGAAAUUUAUUGUCAAUCAGUGUUGCUGCCUAAGUGGACAGUUUGAUUUCACAGAAUUGUGAUUGACUUGGAGUUACAUUGUGUUGUUUAAGUGUUCCCUUUAUUUUUUUGAGCAGUGUAUAUUGUAAUGGAGAUGGAUGGGGGAGAGGGAAUAAGCACAAAAUUUGAUUAGCCAGUGUAGAAUUCAAAGCACAAGUCACAUGAUUUUUUCUUGCGUCUCUAACAUUGCCGCCAACAAGUCUAAUGACCACCAGAAUCACACCCCAAAUGCCAUAGGAUAUCUGGAAAAUAAUCAAUUGCAGAGAUGUAGUCUAAUUGUCCACAUAGUCCAAUAUGAUGAAUUGAAAUGCACAGUGUUGUAGCAUAUAUUAUAUUCUGAUAUUAUCUUUACCUGAUUUGAUUCCAUGUGUAAAAUACUGUAAGCACGUUAUUGUUCUGUAUUGCUAUGUAGCACCUUUUGUUGGUAGGGAGGUUGUGUUUUCUGUUGCAUUUCCCACACACCUCAUUGCUACCAAAAUAAGAAUUAAACUGUGAUCCUUCUGAA